AUGCGUCCAGUCGCAUUCGCCUCCAGAACUCUUUCCGAAACAGAACGUCGAUACUCAACAAUCGACAAAGAGGCAUUAGGGAUUGUUUAUUCAGUAACAAAGUUCCAUCAAUACCUUUAUGGACGAAAAUUUACUUUGCUAACAGAUCAUAAGCCUCUUGAACGUAUUUUUAGUCAAGAAAGAGAAACACCCAAAGUCGCAAGCAACCGAUUACUUAGAUGGGCCAUGAUCUUAAACAGUUACGAGUACAUCAUAAAUUACCACACGGCUAAGGAGAAUACUCCAGCAGAUGCACUUUCAAGAUUACCGCUGCCAAACUCUGAUUUAACUAUAGAAGAACGAACAGGGUUACCCCAAUUUGCCCAUCUCUUACAUCUUAGACUGAGUAAUAUACCCGUAACAAAACAAAAACUUAGAAAAGAGACACUUAACGAUAUAAACCUUAACAAAAUCAAAAACUUCAUAACAAAUUAUUGGCCGGAAAGAAAAGAACUACCGAUAGAAAUGCAUACUUACUUCGAGAAACGAGAACAAUUGUCAUUUGAAGAUGGAAUUAUCCUGUGGAACGGAAGACUAUGUAUACCAAAAAAAUUACAAUCAGCCAUACUAGAAAUGUUACAUGACGGACAUAAUGGGGUAAAUGCUAUGCAGUCACUGGCAAGAUUGCAUGUGUACUGGUCAAACAUAGACAAAGAUAUUCAAAAUUUUUCGAAACAUUGCAAAUUAUGCCAAUCUUCAAAAACCAACACUAACUCUGCACCGGUGUACCCUUGGGGAGUGCCGCCGGAACCAUGGCAUAGAUUACAUAUAGAUUUUGCGGGACCAUUUCUCGGGUACAUGUGGCUUAUAGCAAUAGAUGCUUAUACAAAAUGGCUGGAAGUUAUACCAAUGAAAUCAACAACAUCAGGAGCAACAAUAAGUCGUCUAGACAACAUAUUCGCCACAUUCGGUAUUCCGAAAUAUAUAGUUACAGAUAAUGGCCCUCAAUUCAUAUCAAGCGAAUUUAGAAGCUACUGUCAGAGUAUCGGCACAACACACAUAUAA
Messenger RNA from Achroia grisella, 1044 nucleotides. RefSeq lists its product as uncharacterized. Gene Ontology annotation, biological process: DNA integration. Gene Ontology annotation, molecular function: nucleic acid binding. The coding region runs from base 1 to 1044 and encodes 347 amino acids. The transcript has a single exon. Lineage: Eukaryota; Metazoa; Arthropoda; Insecta; Lepidoptera; Pyralidae. The record is from RefSeq and is a predicted model, not a curated record.